AUGAAGGCUUCCAGUAAUUUUAUCCGCGCCGCGAUGACGGCGGCGGGUCUUGCGCAUCUUGUCAACCUGGUACCGUAUGCAAGAGGACAGAAGCAGACGGACUCGGGCUUUGAGUGGAAUUCUCUGACACCCAGCGUGAAUCUCAACUGGGUCAACUGCUACUCCGAUGCGACUCAGUGCACUCGCUUUAGCGUGCCGUUGAACUACUCCGACCCAAGCGCAGGCACUGCCGCCAUCGCCCUUAUCCGCAUCCCCUCUCCCUUGGGCCUUUCUGGCUCGCCUGCGUACCGCGGGCCCGUGCUAUUCAACCCGGGAGGACCAGGCGGGAGUGGUGUAUACUAUACGCUCCUUCUUGGAAAGACUAUUGCGUCUGUUAUCGGUCCCGAAUUCGAUCUUGUCAGCUUCGAUCCUCGAGGCGUCCAUAAUUCCACCCCACAGAUCUCUUUCUUUACAUCCGAAGCCGAACGUGCCGCCUUUGACCUCAGCGCCACUGCGCUUAACAUGGAACCCGACUCUUUCGACGGAGUCCCAGAGCGCUGGGCCCGGAUGCAAGUCCUAGGCCGCCUUGCGAAGGAUAGAGAUAUCGGAAUUUUCAAUCAUGUCACGACGGACAACGUAGCUCGGGAUAUGCUCAGCAUUGUACAGGCCCAUGGCCAGGAGAAGCUUCUGUACUGGGGUAUUUCGUAUGGAUCGGUUAUAGGAUCGACAUUCGCUUCUAUGUUCCCGGAUAAAAUCGAGCGCUUGCUCAUUGAUGGCAUCCUCGAUGUAGAAGGCUACUACAACAUGGAUUACGCCAACGGCGUCUUAGACGCCGACAAAGUCCUCCAGACCUUCUUCGACGGCUGUGCCGCAGCUGGUCCUGACCGUUGCGCCUUCCACUCGCCCACACCUUCCGGAAUCAAAGACCGUCUCGCCUCCCUCUCCGCCUCCCUCCUCCUCCAACCCAUGCCCGCAUACUCUCCCUCGCUGCCCGCAUAUGGCGUGCUCAACCACGUAACCCUACUGCGGGCGGUGUACAACGCUCUCUCCACACCAUACUCGACGUUCUCUGUCCUCGCGCAAGGGCUGAAAGCGCUAGAGGAGGGCGACGCGGGCUUGGUGUUCCAACUCGCGCAGCCUGUGGUGAAUGAAGCGUUUGCGGUGAUUGCGUGUGCGGAUGCGGCUGCUGUUGAGGAUGGUCCAGAGCAGAUUAAGGCGUACGCAGAGAGGAUCAGCGGGUUGUCGAGUUUUGCGAGUUUCCCGGCGUCGUAUCGGUUGGCGUGCAGGUAG
Messenger RNA from Cyclocybe aegerita, 1269 nucleotides. Lineage: Eukaryota; Fungi; Basidiomycota; Agaricomycetes; Agaricales; Hemipholiotaceae. The record is from the annotation of a GenBank genome assembly.